GUGUCGGUUAUACGAAUAUAUGAUGUGCUCCGAUGUUGUCUAAGGUAGUUUCAGCCUGUAAAAUGCUGGUUAUACAAUUCUAAAAGAAAUUGCAACAAAAUCAAAGAAUGAAGGACAAAAGGGAAUGAAAUACUCUGAGACGUACUGAAACUUGUGAUAAUUGAGUGCUGAUAGAUAAUUGUGUAUACGUAAAAGUAUUAGCAAAGGACAUCUUAUAUCUGUUUUGUGUGACAUCUUUAUCAUUCUGGGUUAAAUAACUGGCUUCACAAAUUUACAAUGAUUAAACAGUCAUCAUUUCUGAAGUGGGCGCAGAACAAUAAGAAUGCCAAUAAGACAGGAAACAGAGUGUGGAUCCAUCCCUCAGAAGUCCUGGAAGCAGGUCAUGUGGCCUACUUAGUCAAGUUUCUAGGAAACACUGAGGUUGAACAGCCUAAGGGUAUAGAUGUGGUGAAACAAGGAAUUCGGAAACUAAGGUUCACACAAAACCUGAAGAGAUCAGAGGGAGGAAAAAUACCAAAAGUUGAAUUGACAAUCUCUGUAGAUGGAGUGGCCAUCCAAGAUUUCAAAACAAAGAAAAUAUUCCAUCAGUUUCCCCUUCAUCGGAUAUCUUACUGUGCUGAUGACAAGUCAGAUAAAAAGUUCUUCAGUUUUAUUGCCAAAGAAGAAAGUGAAAAACAUAGUUGUUUUGUCUUUAUUAGUGACAAACUGUCACAAGAAAUAACACUUACAAUUGGACAAGCCUUUGAUUUGGCCUAUCGUCGUUUUCUGGAAUCAUCUGGUAAAGACAUGGAAAUGAAGAAGAAUUACAUGAUCCUUCAAAAAAGGGUACAGGAACUGGAAGUUGAAAAUGCUGAAUUACAUAGUCCAGGAUUAAUCUUUAUUAAUGGUAUAACCAAAAAGCCACCAGAAAACAAUUUGUUUAAUUCUUCUCCUGAAAUUCCACCUCCUAUUCCAGCUCGUACAUUUGAAACCAUCUCACCAUCAAAUAUUCUUGCAGAGUAA
Limulus polyphemus (Atlantic horseshoe crab) is the source of this 1002-nucleotide messenger RNA. RefSeq names its product PTB domain-containing engulfment adapter protein 1-like. NCBI's taxonomy places the organism in Eukaryota, Metazoa, Arthropoda, Merostomata, Xiphosura, Limulidae. The transcript has 10 exons. The record is from RefSeq and is a predicted model, not a curated record. The coding region runs from base 277 to 1002 and encodes 241 amino acids.